Messenger RNA from Schistocerca americana (American grasshopper), 1930 nucleotides. Its product is annotated as heat shock 70 kDa protein 14-like. The transcript has 11 exons. Gene Ontology annotation, biological process: protein folding. The record is from RefSeq and is a predicted model, not a curated record. The coding region runs from base 325 to 1869 and encodes 514 amino acids. NCBI's taxonomy places the organism in Eukaryota, Metazoa, Arthropoda, Insecta, Orthoptera, Acrididae. Gene Ontology annotation, molecular function: ATP-dependent protein folding chaperone; ATP binding. Gene Ontology annotation, cellular component: cytosol; nucleus.
UCAUCGUGCUAAAGUAGUUUUGAGUUUCUGUAGUUAGUGCGAUAACGUGGGUUGUGAAGUAUUUUCAGUGAAUUAUUUAGGCGAAUAGCCUAGGAAGAAAUUGACUCCUUGCGAGAAAACGUAAAAACUGAAAAUUGUGACCGGAGUGUUGCGGCAUUUUUUGUAACACAACUAGAAAAAAAAGGAAGACCUUAAAGAAUAUGCAGAAUACUUCUUUGAACGCUAUGCAGAGGAAAACAAAGACGCGUGAAUAUUUGAGUUUUGGCGGCAGUAGUGUGUUCUUCGCGCAUCGUGUACAGUUUGUUGUCGUCGAAGACUAGCAAAAUGGCUGGUGUUUUUGGCAUUCAUGUGGGGAAUUCUUCAGCCUGCUUGGCGUAUUGUAAGGAUGGGAAAGUUGAUAUUAUAGCCGACGACAGUGGCAACAGAAUAAUGCCUGCAAUAGUCGCGUUUGUAGACGGUGAAGAGACUGUUGGACUCCCAGCGAAGGCAGCUCUUGUUAGAAAUGCCACAUGUACAAUCGUUCGCAAUAAGAAACUCUUAAAUGACAGUAUUCCUGACGACGAACUUGAGCAUCAUAUCAAGUCAGUGAAAUGUAAAAUAGUGACUGAAGGAGGCCUGAAAUAUGAAAUCCGAGAUGAAGACAAGAUUGCUGUGUAUACCCCAGAAGGAGCCAUGACGUGCAUUUACAAAAAGCUGUUUGGCUUUGCUUCCACAUGUGUACCUCCAGAUACAGAUCUGCGCGCAGUCCUGUGUGUCCCCUUAAAUUUUUCGAAGUGUAGUCGUCGGGCACUGGCACAUGCUGCGGAAGAUGCAGGAUUCGAUGUUCUGCAAGUAAUUAGUGAACCUAUAGCAGCCUUGCUUGCUGAAGGCUAUGGUGUUGAGUCCCCAGAUGAGAGAGGGAUGUGCCUCGUUUAUCGCCUGGGGGGAGCUACAAUGGAUGUUACAGUUGUAUUGUGCUGUGCAGGAAUGUACACAGUGAAAGGCCAUGUGUAUAAAGCAAACUUCGGAGGGGACAAGUUCACAGAAAUACUUGCCAACUUCCUCGCCGAAAUAUUUCACCAGAAAUGGAAGUUGGAUCCAAAUGAUAGUCGGCGUGCUAUGGCUAAAUUGUACAAUGCUGCAGAGCAGUGCAAACACAUUUUGUCCACAAUGAGUACAGCUCAUUGUUUUAUUGAGUCUUUGUGUGAAGGAACAGACUUUAGCUACAAUGUUACAAGAGCACGAUUUGAAAAUUUGAUUAGUGCAGCUGUGAAAAUGUGCACUGCCCCCAUAGAAGAGGCAUUGAGCCAAGCAGGUAUCGAUUGCAGAGACAUAAACAAGGUGCUCCUGUGCGGUGGAUCUGCGAAAAUCCCGAUAAUUCAGCAAUCUGUCUCAGAAAUGUUUCCCAAUUCAGAGUUAUUAUAUAGCGUAAAUCCUGAUGAACUGAUUGCCCUGGGUGCUGCGAAGCAUGGUAGUUAUCUGAAAGAACCAUUUGACCCAGGUUGUGAUCAUCUAUCAUAUGAUAUCCCAGUUGUAACAAAAUCAAUUUUUAUGAAGGCAAACGAUGAUAAAGUGUUGGUUAUACCAGCACAGACACCUGUUCCGGUCAAGGUCACAAAGAGUCUUCCAUUGACACUCUCAGGAGAGAGUAUAGUAGUUCAGGUUCUUGAAGCUGAUUAUGAUGAUGAUGAUGAUGAUGAUGAUACAGACAAAGAACAGGGAGCUGUAGUUUUGGGAAAUCUGACGCUUGAUGAUGUGUCGGCUUCCAGCAGUUUAACUGCUGAAAUAAAUGUAAACAGUAUUGGAAGUUUGCAUGCAAGCAUAACGGAUACUGCAACACAGAAGAAAUCUUCCUUUCGACGAGGUCCUCCGGCAUCAGAUGGACAAUAAUUCAUUUGAAAAAUUAUAUGUUGAUAUUGCCUGUGAUAUUAAAAUAAAAUGUUUUCAUAUA